Molecule: messenger RNA, 2127 nt
Organism: Solea solea (common sole)
Lineage: Eukaryota; Metazoa; Chordata; Actinopteri; Pleuronectiformes; Soleidae
Gene: b3galt4
Product: UDP-Gal:betaGlcNAc beta 1,3-galactosyltransferase, polypeptide 4
Exons: 2
Coding region: 396-1514 (372 amino acids)
Cellular component (GO): membrane
Molecular function (GO): N-acetyl-beta-D-glucosaminide beta-(1,3)-galactosyltransferase activity
Source: RefSeq, a predicted model, not a curated record
CCACCAUCAUCAGAGGGAGGACGAGCAUCGGAGCGCGUGUUUCCACAUGUGAAGGUUGCAGAACAGAGGGCGAGAUAAGAGCUGCAGGCUGUGGGUGACCGUUUGAUUUGCGCAACUGCAUAAAGGAUGUGUCCUUUCAGUGGAACUGACUGAGUUGCAGAAUCACUACCACUGAAACUGUGCCUUCCUCCUCCUCCUCAUCCUCCUCUUCCCGCUGCUGCUGCUGCUGCUGGUCUGGAUCUCUGCGCAAAACCGCAAUACAGGAGACGCGCAAUAACGCAAACACAGAAGAGUCGUCGGGAGAAAGAGAAAGGCGGACAAGGCAGAGACUGAGGAGGCGCAGCAGCUGCAGCAGCUGCAGCAGCAGUCAGGAUUCUUCAGAGCCGAGGUCGGCCAUGGUCGGACGGGGACUCUGGGCGUGUAAACCCCGGUUAGGAAAGCGUGGGAGUAGACUCGGGGUUCUGCCUUAUUAUCUGUGCGCGGCUGCAGGGAGCGCAGCUCUGCUGGCGCUGCUCUUCGUGGACUUCAUCGAGUCAUGGGUGACCGCCAUGAGCAUGAGCACUGUGCUGGAGCCGCACGCCGGCAUCAUCCCCCCGCAGAGCGUUCCUCCUACCAGACCCGAGGAGUUCCUCCUCAUGCCCAGCCCGCUCGUGUGCCAGCGUGCCAAGCCUUAUCUCAUCACCAUGGUUACCUCGGCUCCUGCCAAUCAGAGGGCACGGCAGACGAUCAGGGACACCUGGGGGGGAGAGGUGGAAGUGAGGGGCCUCCGGGUCAUGACCCUCUUCAUGGUGGGCAUUUCCUCUGACCCGGGACUGUCCAAGUUGCUGGUGGAGGAGGCCCGGGAGCGAGGUGACCUCAUUCAAGGACGUUUUGUGGACACGUACUCCAACCUGACCCUGAAGACCCUGUCCAUGCUGGGCUGGACCCGCCGCUUCUGCCCCCAGGCUCACUUCAUGGCCAAAGUGGACGAUGACGUCCUGUUCAAUCCCAGUGCUCUCCUGCACUUCUUGAACAAAAGCCGCAACCCCUAUGAACAAGGAGACUUGUACCUGGGCAGGGUGCAUCUCCAUGUGGCUCCAAACCGCGACCCAGACAGCAAGCACUACCUCCCUGUAGGAGCCUACCCUCCAUCCGUCUUUCCAGACUAUUGCAGUGGUUCGGCUUAUGUCCUGUCCCGCUCUGCAUUGCUCAAAAUUUCCCUGGCAGCCUCUGCCUCUCCUUUAUCCACACCUCUGCCCCCUGAGGACGUGUUUGUUGGUCUGUGUGCUCGGACAGCUGGGGUGCAGCCCUCACACUGCCCUUUCUUCUCUGGUGGGCCAGGCAUCCCUUAUGGCCGCUGCUGCUAUAAGGCCAUGGUGUCCAUCCAUCACAUCUCGCCCAGGGAGAUGCUACAAAUUUGGCCUGACGUUCACUCAUCUCCUCCCUGCUCCUGGCUCAGUGUACGCGCUUCCCUGGGUGUGUGCAAAGUCAGGGCGAUGCUCGGGACGGCCCUGGGCCUCGAGCGAGGGUUGUAAGAGUGAGACGGAGGAGAACACAUGAACAGGCGAAGCUGUGCCUUGCUUCAAUGCUGUGAACAGCUCAAGUGCUCUUCAAAAUGUGAAGCUACACGAAAAAGGUGGAUGACCCGGCCGGUUGUACGAAGACCUGUCUUGUCUUUGAACUGACUGUUAUAGCUUCCUGACACACACACUGUAGAUGUAGGUAAACAACACAGGCAUGCUGAUAGAAAGUAAUAAGCAAGCACACCCUUCUAAGUCUGACAUCUACAAGCUGCUGCUGUCACAUAUGAAAUAUAUCACCGGGUACUUAAAUUGUAGAUGUUAGUCCUAAAAAAAAACACAUGAUAAUGCAUGUCUCCAAAAUGAACCCACUACAAUAGAUAAUAUCCAGUCACAAAAUUCAUAUACCCAUUAGUAGGUAAGAAAUAAUUAUUAACAAUAAUAAUAAUUAAAAAAAAAAACAAUAAUAAGAAGGAAAAAGAUAAGAUGUGUAACUGCAGGGAUUGAUGGAUCAAUCAGAGACAUUUAGGUCGUCUCACACCAUGGACAAAGUCAGUGUUUUUACACUCAGGAAACAGAUGUAAGAAUCCAUUAUGGUCACAAAUAAAUAACUCAGUAUCUUAACUAA